Molecule: messenger RNA, 549 nt
Organism: Nerophis lumbriciformis (worm pipefish)
Lineage: Eukaryota; Metazoa; Chordata; Actinopteri; Syngnathiformes; Syngnathidae
Source: RefSeq, a predicted model, not a curated record
AUGCUGCACAACAUCGCAGGCCCUGCUUGCGUCUUCCUCAAGCGAGGUUUUUUGCUGACGCUCAAACCAGACCGAGAGCUGAGACCAGAAGAGAUGGAUGAGCUACGGGAGGCCUUUUUAGAGUUUGAUAAGAAUAAGGAUGGCUAUAUUAGUCAUAAAGAUCUGGGGGAGUGCAUGAGGACCAUGGGAUACAUGCCUACUGAGAUGGAGCUCAUAGAACUGAGUCAGCAGAUUUCGCUUAAUGUCAAAUAUGCCUGUCUUCCAGGUGGAGGCAAAGUGGACUUUGAGGAUUUUGUGGAGCUGAUGGGACCCAAAAUGUUAGCAGAGACUGCCGACAUGAUUGGAGUGAAAGAACUACGUGAUGCAUUCAAAGAGUUUGAUUCCAAUGGUGACGGUCAGAUCAGUUUAACGGAGCUACGUGAGGCCAUGAAGAAGCUGAUGGGGGAACAAGUGACCAACAGAGAAAUUAACGAAAUUCUCCGAGAUGUUGACCUUAACGGAGAUGGUUUGGUGGAUUUUGAGGAGUUUGUGAGAAUGAUGUCACGGUGA